UUUCCCUCGCCGGACCAAAAACGGGAGGUGGAGAGCCUGGUCAAAAGGUGAGAAUUUCGCGUUUGCGAGUCCGAUACCGACGCUCGUGGGGUGGGCCCCUCCACACCACAAAAAACCGCGGUAAACCUACUUCCGUCCGGCGGCGACGGUUAGCCGGCUCCCAACCGGGUGCGGCCAGGCCCAACUAUAGAGAAAAAAGAAAAAAGAAAAGAAAAAAAAAAGAAAGAAAAAAAAAAAAAAAACGGAAGGGGGUGGGGCCGGUGAAAGGAGAGACAGAAAGAGCGCAUGUGGUAGCCGGCGCCUUUGACGAUGGCCGAGCUAUGAUGUUUUGAUCGAAGGCCGGAAAAGGGCAGUGAGAAAGCAGGAAAAUACACAUUGCCUGGUUUUCUUUUGCUGCCUUCGUCGUCUUCCCACCCCCAUCCAAUACCCCUUUCUGUCUUUUUCCACUUCCCUUUCUUAAAAAUCCUCCUUUUCCCUUCUUACCCCUCCCUUCUGGUAGUGUUCCCCAUUCCGUCCUCUCUUUUCCCUCCCCUUUUGCUUUUACUCGUGUGCAUUGCUUGCGAAUGAGGUUUUGCAGCCGCAUCUUCUUUUUCUUUUGAAAUUCUUCUUCUUUUCUUUUCGUGUUAGAUCGCAGCCGUUGAUUUCGGGUUCUGACAGUAAACCGAAAGCGCGUCUAACCGUAAUUAGACUCCGAAGAUGAGAGACUCAGAUUCGAUCUUCUGCAGCUUUUGAACGGACGGUUGUACAUAGAAUCUGACUAUCUUUUCUACCUUUCGCUUGUGUAAUUCUUCUAUUCAUGGAGGAGUCGUCAUCGUGGCCGUUACUCCAUCGUCGAUUUCUGGCCUGAGGAAUCAAAAGGAUGGUGUUUUUUUUACAAAACCCUGGCGAUUAGGAAAACAGUCACAUUUUCUAGCUGUAAUUACCACUACCACAAAAAGAUCAUAGCAGUGUGAAGCCUUUGAUCGGAGAUGAUGCAUCGAUGGUAUCUAUUCGGGUUUGAGCUGCAAACAUUCUCAUUUGUCGUGCCCUUGAUGUUUCUGCUGCAAAUCAAUGGCUGCUGGUCGAUUAACCUUGAAGGGAUGGUUUUGUUGAAAUUCCGCGCGGGGGUGGUGUCAGAUCCUUAUGGCGCACUUUCAAACUGGAGAAAUAGUGACAGUGAUCCAUGCAUGUGGUAUGGCGUUCGUUGUGUGGGUGGCACAGUAAGGAUGCUGGACCUAAAAGGGCUUUCUCUUGGAGGGACGCUGGCUCCUGAGCUUGGGAAACUUAGAAACUUGCAAUCUCUUAUCCUCUAUAAGAACCACUUCUCAGGUACCAUCCCAAGGGAGAUUUCAGGACUAACUAUGCUGGAGCUAUUGGACUUAAGGAGCAAUAAUUUGAAUGGAACUAUUCCAGCAGAGAUAGGCAAUUUGCAAUCACUCAAGCGCCUAUUAGUCCGUGACAACAAAUUUAAUGGAAGCAUGCCUUCUGAGGUCAGAAAGCUCAGCAUACUUACUGAGCUACAAUGUGACCAAAAUCUUAUAUCAGACAUGGGGACUGGAAUUGACUGCAUAAACAGAAAGUUUGGACCUUGUGUUUGGAAGAUCAGUUUGAAACAACGGAAUCAGGCGAGCUCUUUAAUGGUCAAACUCAAAGGGAAACUUCAACAUUUUCCCAAUUCGCCGCUGUUCAAGUUCGGAAAAGGCUCUUCUCAUGGACAUGGAGAGAAAUGCCAUGACAAUCUCAAAAGCUCAACUGAACCAUAUACAGUACAAAAUGUAGAUGUUGCACCAAAUCCUGUCCCCCGUAGACGGCUUCUGGAAUCUAGUAACCUUGCUGCUGCUCCUAUAACUGGUGCUACCCCUGAACAGUUUACUAGCAUUCCAUCAUUGGGGAGUGGUUCUUUUCCUGCCAUACCAAACUCCCCUAACAUAAAUUAUAAGAAAAAACCAACUCCAGCACCUGCUCCAUCACCUACUGCAGAUUCUCUUCUUCAUCCUUCCCCUCUUGGUGUCCUGACAUCUCCACGUCAGCCUGCUCCAACUCAUACCACUGCAAUUGCAACAGAAUCAAGCAAUGGAUUGGGAAAGUGGAAGUAUAUGUUGGUACUUCCAGCUGGAGUCUUUGUUCUUGGUAUUGCUGCAGCCCUGCUUUUUGUCUUCAGGAAUCAAGGAGGGGCAACCAUUGGUCCUUGGAAGACUGGACUAAGUGGUCAGUUGCAGAAGGCAUUUGUAACAGGGGUACCCAAGCUAAAUCGGUCAGAGUUGGAAACUGCUUGUGAGGAUUUUAGCAAUAUAAUUCGCACUGGGCCUGCUUUCACAGUAUUCAAGGGAACCUUGUCGAGUGGAGUCGAGAUAGCCGUGGCAUCUACCUCUAUUGUAUCUGCCAAAGAUUGGUCGAAACAUUCUGAAAUGCACUUCAGGAAAAAGGUUGACUCACUGUCACGGGUGAACCACAAGAAUUUCAUGAAUCUCCUUGGAUACUGUGAGGAGGAUUUGCCUUUUCAUAGGAUGAUGGUGUUUGAAUAUGCUCCCAAUGGUUCCCUAUUUGAGCAUCUGCAUGUUAAAGAACACGAACAUCUUGAUUGGCCUGCUCGGAUGAGGAUUAUCAUGGGAGUGGCUUAUUGUAUGCAGUACACUCACCAUGAACUGAACCCACCUAUCUCACAUCCUGAACUGACAUCAAACAAUGUCUUGCUGACGGAUGAUUAUGCUGCCAAGAUUUCGGAGCUCGGCUUUUGGAAGGAACUUGCUCAGAAAGGAACGACAUCUGGAGAUGAAGACAAGGAUCCCUCAGAAUUGCCACUCACAGAUCCAGAAAGCAAUAUCUACAGUUUUGGAAUACUGUUGCUGGAAACUAUCUCCGGAAAGCUUCCUUAUUCUGAAGAAGAAGGGUCCCUGGUAAACUGGGCCAUGGAAUACUUGAACGACAGGCGUAGUAUCAGCUACCUGAUUGAUCCCUCACUGAAGGAGUUCAAGGACAAUGAGCUAGAUGUGAUAUGUGAAGUUAUCUUGGAUUGCAUUAAGCAGGACCCCAGGCAGAGACCAACUAUGAAGGAAGUUACGGCUAAGUUGAGGGAAGUGAUUAGUAUUUCACCUGAUGCAGCGACCCCAAGACUCUCUCCGCUUUGGUGGGCAGAACUUGAAAUCCUCUCAGUGGAAGCUAGCUAGCUCAAAAAUUUGUUCUUGGCCUUGCAUUGUAAGUCCCCAUGUGGUUUUUUUGUGUGCAAUAUAUCUUCAUCAUUCAUGCUUUUCCCCUCGACAUAUUGAUUGUAUUAUAGCCAACUGUCACCAUGAUGAUUUGUUUCAUUCUUUUUUUCUUUUUGCUUCUUAUUUUUCCCCGAUCCGUGAGAAUAAGUGUGACCCGAGGUCUCACAUACACAUUCCACCAUACUUAUACAUGUGUACUUUCAUA
This is a messenger RNA of Magnolia sinica, 3390 nucleotides long. Its product is annotated as protein MALE DISCOVERER 1-like. Gene Ontology annotation, molecular function: ATP binding; protein kinase activity; protein binding. Gene Ontology annotation, biological process: protein phosphorylation. The record is from RefSeq and is a predicted model, not a curated record. Bases 969 to 3146 code for a protein of 725 amino acids. The transcript has 13 exons. NCBI's taxonomy places the organism in Eukaryota, Viridiplantae, Streptophyta, Magnoliopsida, Magnoliales, Magnoliaceae.